Molecule: messenger RNA, 1962 nt
Organism: Gavialis gangeticus (Gharial)
Lineage: Eukaryota; Metazoa; Chordata; Crocodylia; Gavialidae
Gene: CUNH9orf43
Product: chromosome unknown C9orf43 homolog
Exons: 11
Coding region: 6-1751 (581 amino acids)
Source: RefSeq, a predicted model, not a curated record
UCCGUAUGAGGCUGAUGGAGUUCGGCAGGUCCCCAGGGCCUGGGUGCUGCAGGAUGACGCCCUCCUCCCCCGGCCCCGUGGGCACUGUCUCCUGCAGGCAGAGAGCCCCGCGGCCACGUGCUGCCAGGUCACUGCUGUCCUCCAUUGCCCGAGCGACCAUGAAGAUGGUGACGGCCAACAUGGACCAGUGGGAUGAGACCAUCUGCGACAUGGCUGCUUGUCCGCACCCGCAGUGCUGGGACACCCUCCGCAGGGUGGAGCAGGGGCGACCUCGCAUUCGCGCCAGGGACUCAGACAUGCUCUGCAGAGUGUCUGUGGAAAGCGAAGAUGAAUUACCAACACUGAAGAUUAUAAACUUGCCAAGCAUUUGUUCUUCCCUAAAUGUGACCAGAUGUUCUACACGCAACAGAACAACCACUUUCUCUGCACUGGAGACCUUCUUCUCCUAUGAUUCUCUUCAGGGAACUUCAGUCCAUGACUUAUCUGAGCGAGAUAGUUUAGUGAGUUCAGAAAGACUUCAUUUCCCAGGACUGAACUCAGCAACAGAGUCACAUGUGAUCCUGCACAGACAGAUGAACCUCACCUACUUGAACAGAGUUGGAAAACUUCAAGUGAUCAAUCUUGGUGAGCUAGCUGCUCCCACUCAGGCCAGUUGGCCCGAUGGUGGAAAUUUGAUUGUCAAAUGGAUCCCAAAUAUACAUCGAAAACCUCAGAGGCCUGUUGUACACACACAAACAGAACUAAAACCUUUAAGAAGACUGUAUGUUAAAAAUCUUCCCUCUGAAAAUCUCCUUUCCUUGAAAGAAGUGCAAAGCAGAGGAAGAGGCUUUGACACUAAAAGAAAGAAGUCCAGGGAAACCCCUACAGGAAACCAGCCUUAUCUCCUGAACCCCAAAAGAUGCCAAAUAAUGAACUGGUCAUCUAAAAAAAUGAAGCCAACCCCAAAAUACAGAGGUGAAAGUUCUACAGAAGGGAAACCAAGAGCUCCUCAGAUAAAAAAGGGGAAUGCUGUCCCCAGGCACCUGCAGACUGCUACAAUAGUGCAGCUGCAAGAUCGGAGUGCCCUGCUGUCAAUGAACAGGACAGAGCCUGAGGCUAAGGAGAAGCAUAACCCAGUAGUGGUGAAACAAAAAGUCUUGGAAAGAAUGAGAAACAAACUUUACCUAAGAAAACCACUGAAGAAUGAAACUGGAUUAGACUGUAUGGUCUUACGGCCCCUUUUACCUAAACUGGAACAGCAGCCUCACCGCCAAGGAUCAAGUGAGUUGCCAUGCCAGUCUCUGGACUCCCACUCACCAGCAAACACAGAGGAGACUUCUGCAAACAAAACACUGUCACCCAAAACAUCUGCAGAGAGGGAGUGCCAUGAAGUGAAAAGCCUCACAGAGCAGCUUACGGGACUUGGGAAGAGGAGAUCUUCAGUGAAGCCUGUGCAGUGCAAGAGCAGCACAACAAAUCUAGUCCUUGGGGGUGUUGGAGAAAACAGGCAUCUGCUAACUGAAAAUGCAAGCCAGCAUGAAAUGUACUGCAAUCACCCAGCAACUGGGAUGGAAGCGACGCAGGCUCUGGGCUCUCAUCAGGGAGAGGGUGGAGAGCAGCCAGGAGGAACUGCUGUGCCACCUCAUCCUCCACCCCCUUCCCCUUCUCUCCUGUCUAAGGACAAUGAGGAGCCUUCUGGGGCAGAAUCACCUGUCUGUAUCAGAGGCAGCAUCCAAGGGCUGGUCAGUGAUGAAGGCAACCUUCCUGAUUAACCUUUAAUUGGACAAAUGCAGAAGAAACUUGUUUCUACCCUGACUAUAAACACUGUGUGGCAUGAUUUGUCCCAAGACACUUUGCUAUCUACAGCUAAGGUGAAAAGACUCAGAAGGAGGGUGAAUGACAUGACUCCAGAAGCCUUGGAACAUACACAACAGGCUCAGUGCUUUGUUAUUUAUUAUAAGUAAAGUUAAAGCUUUCCACUGA